CAUGCCACUGUCAAUUUCUUGUCAUUGUCAAAUUUUAAGUGUAUUUUAUUAUGUACCGUUUUAAUUAUUUUUUGUUCGCCUUUGUUUAGUUAUUCGAUUAUAACACUGAAUACUUUCAUUGUAUUUAGUCUUACACGACUAUAAUGUCAUCUACGCCAUCCCGUUGGUUUGGUAAUACAAUAGGAAGACAUGGAUAAAAAGGAACGCAGUAAAACCAAAAACAGGAAAACACCAACAAAACCUAGAUCUGGUAAAAAGAGGACCAACGAAGGUUAGAGCAAAUUGGUAAUAUCUACUCAAAACAUGUCCGAUGCCCCGAUUAAACUUUCCAAGUAUACAUAUUUAUCUACCAAGCCUUCAAAUAUUAAUCAAGGUCCAUCAUGUUCGAUGUUUCUUGUCGAACUAUCCAAAAAAUUAGCCCAGAAGAAGAAAGAAGAGCAGGAAGCUCCUAUAAAUAUCGUGGGUAGUAUUCUUAGCAGUUUAGCCAAGGCAUUGCCAGUCGCUGUCUGCAAAGGCUCACCAGUCAGAAACCAAUCUCCAGUUAAAAUUGAGACUUUGCAAUCAAUCGCCCCAGAACUUCAACUGAACGAUGUCUUAGAAUUAGUAUCCAAAGAAGCAGAGAACACCGAAGUACCAAAAGAAGUCAAGAAAAAGUUCAAGAUGCCAAAAAUGCCCGUGAUAACCAGUGAUGUGUUUAAGCAGAAAAUUCUUGUACCAACUGAAGACGUGGCUGUUAAUACCAGUAGUAACCAUGAUAUGGCCUCCAGUUUAGCAAAAUACGUUGACACUUUGAAGAAGAUAUCACUUAUUGCUGAGGAGUUUAAUCAAAAGACAGCUAAAAACCUAAAAGAAAUCGUAGACAGUGUACAAGAAGAUCUACAAGGGAAGCUAGAAGAACUAGUGCACGAGCAAAAAGUCGCUAAAAAAGUAGACCAACCCAUGCAGGUCGUACAAGAAGAUAUUGAGCAAGCAGGAACCUCUUAAAAAGAAUACAUUGACAUGUAACAUUCACUGUCAAAAUUUGAUGUCAAUAUGUAAAACAUUAAA
Cydia pomonella (codling moth) is the source of this 1047-nucleotide messenger RNA. RefSeq lists its product as uncharacterized. NCBI's taxonomy places the organism in Eukaryota, Metazoa, Arthropoda, Insecta, Lepidoptera, Tortricidae. The transcript has 5 exons. The record is from RefSeq and is a predicted model, not a curated record. Bases 304 to 984 code for a protein of 226 amino acids.